AAAAGCCCAGUCCGAUUGGAGUACAACUCUAUCCAAUUGCUAAUGCUACCUCUGGAGAAGAAAGGCAGUGCGCUCGGAGAAGGUCGCUGCCGCCGGCUGCAUCCCCGUCGCCCGUCGCCGCCUAAACCAAGCCAAGAUCUGACCCCUGCUUAGGCCCUUCCGCUUCUGAUCCAUGGAGGAGGCGGGUAAAGGGGAGGUCUUGGAGAGGAACACCAAGUCGAGGCUGGACAGCCAUCCGGGUUCGACGGCGAGCUUCUUCACCGACGACCUCAUCCUGGAUAUCCUCUCCCGCCUCCCGGCCAGGUCUGUCCACCGCUUCAAGUGUGUCUCCGUGACCUGGCGCGAUAUCAUCGCCGACUCCGCCAACCGCAAGAAGCUGCCCCAGACCCUUGCCGGCUUCCUCUACACGACCACCGUCGGCUGGAAUCGCCACCACUUCGCCACCGUCUCCGGCAGCGCAGCUCCAUUCGACACUUCCCUCCCUUGCCUGCAGCCUAACAAGUACAAGGACAUGGCCCAGGUGGACGCCUGCAAUGGCCUGCUUCUCUACCUAUGCUCCAGCAAGAGCGUGGUGAACCCUUGGGCUUGGGCGGAGGAUGAUUUCCGUUUUGUCGUGUGCAAUCCGGCCACUGGGAGGUGGGUGGAGUUGCCCCCUCAACCGCAGGCGCCGAUAUACAGAUAUAGAUAUAACUGUAUGGCAGGCCUGGCUUUUGAUCCAGCAGUGUCAUCCCAUUUCCACGUUUUUUGUUUUGAGGAGACCACUGUGAAAACCUACAUGACAGGAGUGAACAUCUACUCGUCACGAACAGGAGCCUGGAGUCGCAGAGAUGGUGGGAUUGCUGAGAAAGUGGCGCUGUUCUUCUAUAAUAAGGGUAUCUUUGUCGACGGUAUGUUGUACGUCAUUGGCAACCUGAAAGGCACCAGCAACGAAUAUGUGCUCCUGGGGAUGGACAUGGAGGGUAAAGUGCAGAAGACUAUCCCUAUGCCGUAUGGUCGAAGAUUUGGUACAAUUGGAUCGUCGCAGGGGUGCUUACUCUAUGCUGUAGCUUCCGUCGAUGAUAACAACAAAAUACUAGAUUCUGAGAUAGAACUCUGGUGCCUCAAGGAUUUUGACAGUAAAGAAUUGGUUCUGAAGCAUACUGCCAACAUCGAUGAGCUUAUGAGCAUGACUGGGGAGAAGUACAGGGUGGUUGGGAUUCAUCCAGAUUGCGACACCAUUUUCCUGGUUUCAUAUGGAGGUGAUACCUUGGUAGCAUAUGAUAUACGACAUCAGAAAGUUGGCCGUAUACUUAAUCUUGAGAAAAACAAUGCACAACGAUUCCUACCAUAUGUUCCUCUUUUCUCCGAGUCAUUAGCAGAUGCAGAUAGGCAGUAGCUUUAUCUUCAAGACACACCUGUGAUUCCUCCCAAGAGUUCGAUCUUCCGUCGGCUGAACUAUUUGUCUGUGUCUUCUGAAUCUGCUUGAAUCAUGCCGCUCAAUUUGCUGGUGAUUACACUCCUGCUUGCUUGAUUUCCAGUUCAAAGCAAGUGCCUGGUAAACCUGCAGAUCAAGUAUAAUGUCAUUUACAGGUUUAUAAAAAGUAUAAUGUCAUUUCCAAAGAACAUUGUUACUCCUGUCCUUGUUUACCUAGCACUAGUUGUUGUUUUUGACAUGUAUUAGUUCCAUGUGGCUAAAUUAUGCUGUAAUCGGUCUUCCUUUCCAUAACAGUCAGUUAUUAUGAUUAUCCUAAAUCCUAGUGCAGAUUGUAAA
Molecule: messenger RNA, 1750 nt
Organism: Hordeum vulgare subsp. vulgare (domesticated barley)
Lineage: Eukaryota; Viridiplantae; Streptophyta; Magnoliopsida; Poales; Poaceae
Product: F-box protein At5g07610-like
Exons: 2
Coding region: 173-1375 (400 amino acids)
Molecular function (GO): protein binding
Source: RefSeq, a predicted model, not a curated record